AACGACAUCCAGUAGAGCAUGAAUCCGCGCUCUUGUGAUUGACGUCACCAGAGGGAAGAGCUUCGGGCGAGAGGCGUGGAGCCCUUGACGAGCCGCAAACUACGUUUCCCGGCAUCCCACGGGCGGCCAACCUAACUAAAUGAGCGCUGACUCGUGGCGCAAGGCCUGCUGGGAGUGUAGUUUUUUUAGCAAGUGGACGGUGAAUGAGCGUGUUGGUGAGUCACAUGAAAUAAGGAGAUCAAAAAGAAGAAGCUAAAAGAAUAGAGGGGUUGAGUUCUCCUUCCUUGAACCCAACGCUGUCUGGUGGUACGUCUCUUUUUCCGAGGCGGAGGAGCUCUUGUGACGGAGGAGGAGGGGCUUUCUGAGACAGACACCAGCCAACCAUGCCUGUGAAUUGCAGCAGCUGUGAAACUCAGCGCGCUGUUCUGCGCAGACCGAAGACCGGCCACUCCGUCUGCAAAGAAUGUUUCUUCCAAGCCUUCGAGGAGGAGAUCCACCACACCAUUGUGUCUGCCAAGCUCUUCCAGCCGGGGGAGAAAGUCGGCAUCGGUGCCUCUGGCGGGAAGGACUCCACGGUGCUUGCCCACGUCAUGAAGGUUCUGAACGAGCGCUAUAACUACGGUCUGGAGCUCAUCCUGGUGUCCGUAGAUGAAGGCAUCUCGGGAUACAGAGACGACUCGCUGGAGACGGUGAAGAGAAACCAGCAGCAAUACGAGCUGCCGCUGAAGAUCGUGUCCUACCAGGAGCUGUACGGGUGGACCAUGGACCAGAUCGUCAAGCAAGUGGGGCUUAAGAACAACUGUACGUUUUGUGGCGUGUUCAGGAGACAAGCGUUGGACCGCGGGGGCAUGAUGUUGGGCGUUGAUAAGAUCUGCACAGGUCAUAACGCCGAUGACAUCGCCGAAACGGUGCUCAUGAACUUCCUCCGGGGGGACAUUGCCAGACUGCGACGGUGCACCGCCAUCACCACGGGCAGCGAGGGCGCAAUCCCACGCUGCAAGCCUCUGAAGUACGCCUACGAGAAGGAGAUUGUGCUUUACGCCUACUUUAAGAAGCUUGACUACUUCUCCACUGAGUGCAUCUAUUCCCCUAACGCUUACCGCGGCCAUGCCCGGGCUUUCCUGAAGGACUUGGAGGCCCUGAGGCCCAGCGCCAUCAUGGACAUCAUCCACUCUGGGGAAAAUUUAUCGGUGAAAGAGGACGUCAGGAUGCCCGUCCAGGGUACCUGCGCCCGCUGCGGGUACAUCUCCAGCCAGGGACUAUGUAAGGCCUGUGUACUGCUGGAAGGCUUGAAUCGAGGCCUACCCAAGCUGGGCAUCGGCAAACACCACAAACUUCACCAUAAGCUCCUGGCACAGGAACCGCUGAGUGAGGCGGAGACCAGAAAGCUGAAAUCUAUAGACUUCUAAUAUUAGAGGAGUGGGUAGGCCUCUCUAACUGGCCACCAGGAAUUAAGGAGAAUCUUCACACAAAGUAAUAAAGAUCUGAUAGAGGUUCUAACCCUUCCCCCACAAAAUGCUUUGUUUUUUAGGUUAGAGGGGUUUACUUUUAACUUCCUGUCCCGGAAAUAAAAGGCAAACUUCCUGUCCUGAUUGGAGAGGUUUCACUUCCUGUCCCGGAAAGAGAAGGCAAACUUCCUGUCCUGAUUGGAGAGGUUUCACUUCCUGUCCCGAAAACAGAAGGAAAACUUCCUGUCCUGAUUUUAGGUUUCACUUCCUGUCCCAGUGACACCCUAUCAUGUUUUGGCACACAAGGUGUCAAAGGACACUUAGAGGACUCCUCCUCCCCAAUGGGAGGGCAAUAAAAAUGUGGUUUUAA
Molecule: messenger RNA, 1818 nt
Organism: Rana temporaria (common frog)
Lineage: Eukaryota; Metazoa; Chordata; Amphibia; Anura; Ranidae
Gene: CTU1
Product: cytosolic thiouridylase subunit 1
Exons: 4
Coding region: 384-1409 (341 amino acids)
Biological process (GO): tRNA wobble position uridine thiolation
Cellular component (GO): cytosolic tRNA wobble base thiouridylase complex; mitochondrion
Molecular function (GO): tRNA binding
Source: RefSeq, a predicted model, not a curated record